CCGUGGUGCAUAGCGUUGCGUCGUUCCCUGCCCCGGUCUAGUGAGCCACAUGCGAAGAGGCCACCGCCAACCACCACCCCCCGAAGUGAAGUAUAAUAAAUUUUAAUUUGAAUUUUGGUUUUCAUCGGCCGCAAGGAAAAAAAAGCAUCCACCAGCAUCUAUAAAUACUUCAUCAUGAUCACGGUCCGCGUCGUGGGCACGAGCCGAUCCAAACGGCAGCCGCCGUCCAUCGCUGAAAUGUCGGCGCGGAGCAUGUGGAAGGACCGUAAAUGCCUGGAAGUCGGCCAGUAUGUCUGCACUCCGACUUGCAAAAAUUCCGACUUCAUCGUCCGCGACAUCACCGUGAGCGCCAGCACGGGCGAGGAAAUCGACUCUUUGCUUUCCGAAGCCGAAGCGCUCGGUCUAGUGGGAGGAGAAGGUCCGGUCGUGCAGAACAUCGCAGGAAAUAGUACUUCUACAACUACUACCCACAGCGCAGGAGCUACAACUUCUACGUCAUCUAAGAAGAGCGGAGGCGUAACCAUUACAACGCUCCCAGUCUCGAAGCUCCCUUACACGGAGAAAUUUGUGAAGGACUACCAACUCGACGUAAAAGUAGACGCGAGAGAGACAUUCACCGUGUUCCGCAAGCUGCACAUCCUUCCCUACGAGGACACCUUUGCCUACAAUUAUGACCACAUGUACCACAACCAAAUCCUUCCCUUUUUCCGCAAAGUUCCCAUCCCCUUCGUGGGGCUGGACCACGAGUUUUCGCACAACGGAGGCCGCUUUCGAGUGGUAGGUAUCACAGAGAAAAAGAGCUAGUGCAGUUCCUAGCAUAGUAUGAUUAGCUUUUACAGCUAAUCCUGAUCAUACUAUGUCUAUGCUCAGCGUAUUGUGUUUUUCAGCGCGUAGUAGCAGCUGUAUCAGUGUAUUUCAGCGCAUAGUAGGAGCUGUUUCAGCUAUGCAAGACGGAUCACUUUUUGUGCAAUUGUUUGUUGCAUGUACAUUUAAAUUCUAGUGUAAAAACGCUAUGCUAGAAGCUUUCUUCUCGUGUACAAUCGGCAUCGAGUACGAAAAGCCCGGAGCGGCGACGUCCUCCGAUGACCAGCUAGCCGCAGGAGAUUUGGUCACUUGCACCUCGCCCCUCGCCUCGUCCUCAACCCUCGAGACGGACGCCACGAAAGAGAAGAAACUUGCGGACCAGCAGUGCGUGUACUGCAACGUGCUGCCGCUACCCAAAUCCAACCCGGCCGGCGUGCUGGGCUGCGCGGGGUAUCCUGUGCAAAAGUAUCGUACUCGUACUAAUCGCGUUCAUGCAUUACAAAUUUCUUUUCAAGAGAAAUCCGCAUUUUUAUUAAUUAAUUUUAUUUUUCAUGCUGAGGAGACAUGCGAUUUAUACUAGUACGAUGCUUUUGCAUUUCAUACGGGCAAUGGCACCGCGAUGUUCUACGAGGGCCCCAAAUUGCCCCGGGUCACGCUCGACUUGAUUCACGUGUUGCCGUACGAGCGAGGUUUUCCCGAACGUCUUUUCAAAUCCGAGGACAACGCGGAUUCCUCACCCACAAAGGAAAACAAGUACGUAAAAAUGGGUAUCACACAGAAAAAAGCUAGCAGGGCAUCCAUUGAGUGCAAAAAUAAGCUGCACAGUAGAAAAAGUUUAUCUCUACUCUUGCAUGGCCCAAGCGUCAUGCUAGUAUGGGCCUACAAUCGUGUGUCAUUUUUUUACCUCUGUAUUUUUGCAUUUGCUUUUGCAGAUGUGCUUUUUUCUCUAGGAUAACGGCACGAGAAAAGAAGGCGAAGCAGGCGGCGCUUCUGGCGGCGGGAAAUAAGGCCUCGAGAACUGCGAGCGCCACCGCCGCGGGUUCUUCUGUGGGAAAAGAAGUCGACGGGAAGCUGAUUCUGAAGGAGUUUUUGCAGCAAUACUUCGACAACCGGUCCUCGGCGUUCAAGAUUGGCGAGGCUUUCAACCCGGCGGAGCGGUGCUUCGUUUUGUCCGGAAAAGGGCUAUAUGCGCACCCAGCGCAGCAGCCCCCCAACAUCUGGUUCAAAGUGAUCAGCACGACGGGCGGGGCGUUCGGCGUGGGCUCCGUGGGGGCGAAGACCGAGAUCAAAGUGCACGGCACGUGCGUGCGGGAGGAAGUGCCAAAACCAAACGUAAAAGAGAUGGCGCGGGCCAUGGAGCAGGCGGGAUCGGGAAAUAAAGAUGGACGAAAUAAUAAGUCAAGGAAGGACAAUGGUGAAGAGAAGGGGGACUGCUCACUCAUGUGAAUUUGAACAUCAAGAUCAAUCGUCUGCUCCUGUUAGAAGAAAAAAGCACUGGUUGCAGUUAGUGCCGAGAUACGUUUCUGAUCACUCUUUGCUCCUCAAAGCCGGCUCUCACCCCCAGAAAAUAGAAUCCGUUCCUCUCAAUUACAUGUGGUUCACUCUGUUGAAAGUCUGGUUUCAUUUUCAAAGAGUCUCAAUUUUGAUUUUUCAAUUGAGCGUACCAACAAG
Amoebophrya sp. A120 is the source of this 2475-nucleotide messenger RNA. Lineage: Eukaryota; Dinophyceae; Syndiniales; Amoebophryaceae. The record is from the annotation of a GenBank genome assembly.